Molecule: messenger RNA, 477 nt
Organism: Cooperia oncophora
Lineage: Eukaryota; Metazoa; Nematoda; Chromadorea; Rhabditida; Trichostrongylidae
Source: the annotation of a GenBank genome assembly
AUGAGACUCCGUGUAAACUCCAGAAAGUUGAGAAUCGAACCGCUAAAACCCUCAGUGUUUUCUAAUGCAGGUGGAUAUGCAACGGCUUCAUCCGGUGUAGGAACUGUGGAUGAAUGCGGAUUGCAAUUUCUGAUGGCAAUGAAACAGUAUGAGUACCUCCUUCUCUGCUUGCCGAUUAAUCAGAGAAUGGAGCUGAAGAUGAAUGGGCUCUCUUCAUCUGUUAUUAUAUGGGCCCAGCAUUCAGAAACGGAAGCUGAGUUAUUAAAUGCAGUUCCCAGCCUACAGAAAGCAAACCCUACAUGGGACGAACUAAGAAAUCUGGGUAUCGCUUGGUGGUUGAAGGAUUCCGCAAGCUUGAAGACGUGUUUGGAGAAGGUGCUUUCGAAAUUGUUGACAUUCGAAUGUUGUUUUUUUUUAUGUGAACACAUCAACCGCCAUCAGUCUUUCAUAGUUAGGAGCGGAAGAUUCAAACAAUAG